CCUCCCAAAGCGAAGCCCCCCCGCCACAAGCGCCUGUCUCACCUCUUCCACCGCACCAGCGCCCCCAGCGCCGCCAGCACCGCCGCUCGCUGGGCCAGCGAGAAGAAGCUGGCCGAGCUGCGGGGCUCGGGGGGCGCGGAGCCCCCCAGCAUCCUGAAGGUGUUCGGGGGCGCGCUGAGCAGCGGCGCCAACUACAAGAGCGUGCUGGCCACGGCGCGCUGCAGCGCGCGGCAGCUGCUGCGCCAGGCGCUCGAGCGCUACGGGCUGCGCGCCGACGAGUGCGCGCGCUUCGCGCUCUGCGACGUGCUGGGCCGCGCGCCGCCCGCGGGGGCGGGGCCGGCGGGGGGCGGAGCCGCCUGGCAGGGCGAGCACGUGCGCCUGCUGGGCGACCGCGAGCGCCCCCUGCUGCUGCAG
Molecule: messenger RNA, 414 nt
Organism: Onychostruthus taczanowskii (white-rumped snowfinch)
Lineage: Eukaryota; Metazoa; Chordata; Aves; Passeriformes; Passeridae
Product: ras-interacting protein 1-like
Exons: 1
Biological process (GO): signal transduction; negative regulation of Rho protein signal transduction; regulation of GTPase activity
Cellular component (GO): cell-cell junction
Molecular function (GO): GTPase binding
Source: RefSeq, a predicted model, not a curated record